GAGGGAGCAGAAUUAGCACACAAUCCACCUAAUGUCCAAAUCUUGUUCAGCUGCAAGGGUUUACUGUAUGUAAAUGUUUGUAACUUCUUAGAGCUGAUAUAAUUUAUUUAGGUAGUUUUGGUUUCUUUGAUAGUUCACUGGGAUUGUCUUUAUGUUGUUUGCUUGAGAGUUUGGCAAGUGUUCAUUUCAACUACCACACAGUUCACAGCAAGUGUUCAGUGAGACACGAAGUGUGUGAUCGUUGUAAGACAGGCGUGGGAAGCCUCAUACUCUGCAUUCAGGACUGUGUCUAGUCUUGUAGAGGUGGUGCAGAAAGAGUGUUCUGGUUUGAGAUGCAGCGGUGAGAGAGGAUGUGGUUAGAAGUAGAUUGUUCAAACUAUUCAGAGGUAGAAGAUCAACAACCCUAAUCUCACUUUUGUCACGUGCAAAUGAGUGGGGGUGUGGGGUAUCGUAACCCAUAUUUAUCUUGGAAUUAUCACCCCUAUAUAGUUGUCCACUAACUGGCAUGGUAUGCUUCUCUAUUAGAGUUUACUUGUAAACUGAGCAAUGUUUGUCUUAGCCUGACAUUUUCUUCCUUAUUCUCCAAGAGGCGUUUAUGAUGUAUCAAUGAACAUUAAACACGUCUCUUAUCAAACUCCUGUCAGGACUCUGUCUGUUGGGUCUACUCUGUCUAAGGUUGUCACCUGUUGUAUUCGGCGUAUGUGACAAAUAAAAUUAGAUUUGAUCUUGAAAACACCAGUGCCUUUCAAAUUUGAAUGCGGUCGGGAUGAAAGGGUGCUCUUAGGGAACAGAUGAUGGGGCAUACAAACGUGUGUGUGUGUGUGUGUGUGUGUGUGCAUGUAACACUGCAUGUUAAAGUAGAGAUAAGGAGUUUCAAUUUGUGCUUGUUCACUGUCACCAUAAUAGUCCACGAUUGGUGAAAAAUACAUUCCUGAAGUUUUUAACACUUUCUAAAUAUGUAUGCUAUUCUUAGAUAUAACCUCAACAUUCCAUAGGCCUACCCAGAAUAGAAGGUAAAGGGUGUGGUGAAGGUAUGCACAGCAUGUCACUUUUCUACCUUUUAUACUCAGUCAUUGGUAGAGUCACUUUGUAAAAUAAUUAUUGGGGUUUUCCAGACCACUAAAUGGAGGAUGUGUCUGACUGGACUGAUGUAAAGUAUUUGCGAAACAAAUAUCAUAAAUAAUUUCUGUUUUGGUUCAAAGAGAGGAAUAUCCUCAUUAAUUCUGGUGGUCUAUAUUUGUUAUGACAACGGACGCUAGUUGUAUCAAACACUUUAUUUAAGUUCACCUGAGCCUAUAGGGGCUUUCUAGACCAGUAUGACGUGAGCGUCUGCGUGCAGUCAUGAGACUGUGGCAGCGCGAGCAGCCGAUUCUAUCCUUGUGCAGUGUGCACCUAACCACAUUGAAAGUAUCUGAAAGCCCUGUGACCUCCACCAUGCUUCUUCAUGUGUAUACAGAGUUGAGGUUGCCUCACCUCACCCCCCCUGGCCUUCCUGCACCUGUCAGAUCUUCCAAAACUGAUGCUGUUGUUGUGGAAACAGUGAUGAAGUGAUAGAAAAAGGAGACGAGGAGGAUUCCCCAACAGACAGAGUCCUGACAGGAGCCUGGAAGGAUACUACUACUAGACACUGACAGACCUGAGGCAGAGUGUGCCACACUGAGCUGAGGACCAGCAGCAUGGACCAGCAGCAUGGAAAAGUGGAGCGCUUCCUCAAGCUGGGCUACUCCCAUAGUGACAUUGUGCGUGUGCUAGAGAGCCUGCGUCAUGACGCCCAGACCAACGAAAUACUGGAGGAGCUGAUCAAGACCUGCCAAAUCACCACUACAACAACCACCACCACCCCAUCCAUACCAGCCAGCCACUCAGCCCACUCCAGCCCACAGCUGGUCCCUCGAGGCUGCAGCUCUCCCCACCCCAACCAGUCCCUACGGCCCAGCUCAGCUACAGACGGGGAUCCCACUUUGGGAUUCAGACCGGUGGUAAUUGAUGGAAGCAAUGUGGCCAUGAGCCAUGGCAACAAGCAAGUGUUUUCGUGCCGGGGGCUGUUGCUGGCAGUCAGGUGGUUUUUGGAGAGAGGUAUCCGUGACAUCACAGUGUUCGUGCCUCUGUGGAGAAAGGAGCAACCCCGUCCUGAGGCCCCCAUGACAGAUCAGCCCAUCCUCCAUGAGCUGGAGAAGAGAAAGAUCCUGGUGUACACCCCGUCACGCUGCGUCAACGGGAAGAGAGUGGUGUGUUACGACGACCGCUACAUCAUCAAACUGGCCUACGAGUCCGACGGCAUUGUUGUGUCCAAUGACAACUACAGAGACCUGCAGAUAGAGAAGCCAGAGUGGAAGACGUUUAUAGAGGAAAGGCUGUUGAUGUACAGCUUUGCCAAUGACAAGUUCAUGCCUCCUGAUGAUCCUCUGGGAAGGAAUGGCCCAACGAUUGACAACUUCCUGAGAAUAAAGCAGUGGACCCCAGAAAACAAGAAGGAGCGUUGCCCAUAUGGGAAGAAGUGUACUUAUGGAGUGAAGUGCAAGUUCUACCACCCAGAGCGCUCCAACCAAUCGCAGCUGUCUGUAGCAGAUGAGCUUAGAGCCAAGAGCAAACCUGCUGCUCAGACAGACAGGGAGUGGUCAUUUCUCCCCUCAGGCCUCGGCCAGGAGGGCCAUAUCUACACAUCCCUUUAUGAGCCGGAUCACACUACUAAUCAUCUACACAGAUAUCCUUCCACACCGCCUCACCUUAGAAAAAAUGAACAUUCCCAUUCCCACAGGGCUUUGCCAAGUGAUCAGUUCACCAGCCAGAGAGAAACAGGCAGCCCAGUUCUACAGCACAAAUCCAGCCACCACUUCUGCCCCAGCCCAGACACUGACGAGGCCUUUGGCUCCUUGGAGACCUCGCUGUCCAGACUAUAUGUCCAGGACCAGACAAACAACCCCAAGGGGCCCGGGGUGUCUUACACAUACAGCAGUGGGGUGGCCGGGUGCAGCCAGGGCAGUGGGGACGUCUACCCUUCUAGCACUUACAGCAGCCACAGUUACGGCAGCAACACACAGAGGCUCAGCCUGGGUGGGCCUUCCUCGGGAGUCCACUAUGCCCCCCAAAGACUGCUACAGUGUGGCUGUGACCACUCACAGAGCUGUGAGUGCAGCCAGUGCAUGUACGGCCACCAGCAUCUCCAGCCACAGCUAAGAAAGAGCUCCUAUGUUGUUCACAGUAACCCCAUCCAUUUCACCGAGCAGCAGUACUUUCAGAGUCCUCCCCCACAAAGGCAGAGUCACAGCCUCCCAGAACACAGCCUGGGACAGGGCCUCUCUGGUGAGAGAGUGGAGAUGACCAGGUCCAAUGGCGGUAAAGCUGCAGAUAGUGAGCAGAGGAGGAGUGUGAAGAACCAGCUCAGCACCCUCUUCCCCCCCAGCAUGGUAGACUAUGUGAUGAGUCUGUACCCACACACCCUCAACAAGUCAGAGCUGGUUCCUCUGAUCCAGAGGUUCAGAACCAGCCACGUUCCCUUCUAACGUGCAAGAUCUUUCUCUGUAAGCAUUAAACACAGUAGUUCCUCAGCAGACUAGAGACAAGCUUGAAAAUGUAGCAGUCUGUGCUGAAUUUCCUAUGUAUGUAUAUAGGUCAAGUGCAAUGCACUACCAUCUCCUGAAUGAUGCUAGUUCAUUUUGAAUCUAGCAUUGCCUUAAAGAUUAUCAAAGCAGCAUGUGUUGUUUUAACAUGUAGCCUCAAACUGAGGGAAGCUAUUUGACAGAAUGGGUGUUAACCUGUACGGUAUGCAGAAUAAUACUGUCCUUGUCAUUUGUUUGUUGUCCAUAUUAAAAAUAAGUCCUUGAAAA
Messenger RNA from Oncorhynchus nerka (sockeye salmon), 3827 nucleotides. RefSeq names its product ribonuclease ZC3H12A-like. The record is from RefSeq and is a predicted model, not a curated record. The transcript has 5 exons. Lineage: Eukaryota; Metazoa; Chordata; Actinopteri; Salmoniformes; Salmonidae. Gene Ontology annotation, molecular function: mRNA binding; metal ion binding; RNA endonuclease activity. The coding region runs from base 1677 to 3503 and encodes 608 amino acids. Gene Ontology annotation, cellular component: cytoplasmic ribonucleoprotein granule; nucleus.